AUGGCGGGCCAGAGGAGAGCCUCGCUGGGGGGGCCAGACCCUCUGCGUGCUGAACUUCAGAAGAAACAGCCUAAUCUCAACUUAGACGUGUCUCACCAGCCGUCUUGCCCCUUAGAUGAGAAGCCGUGGAAAGGUAGGUCGUGGUGGCUGCGUACACUGAAGCCCCCUCCUCUGAAGCCGCUGGGCAACCUCACGCAGCGAGGUCAGCUGCCCCUGAAGCGGUCGGUCAGCACGGAGCGUUACGUGGAGACCCUCGUGGUGGCUGACAAGAUGAUGGUGGGAUAUCACGGCCGGCGGGACAUCGAGCAGUACAUCUUGGCUAUCAUGAAUAUUGUUGCUAAACUUUUUCAGGACUCGAGUUUGGGCAAUAUAGUCAACAUCCUCGUCACCCGCCUUAUCCUGCUAACGGAGGACCAGCCAACCUUAGAGAUCAACCACCAUGCCGGCAAGUCCCUCGACAGCUUCUGCAAGUGGCAGAAGUCUAUCGUGAACCGUAACGGCAACGGGAACGCCAUCCCGGACAACGGCAUCGCCAACCACGACACUGCUGUUUUGAUCACCAGGUAUGAUAUUUGCAUCUAUAAGAACAAGCCAUGUGGCACUCUAGGGUUGGCGCCUGUGGGCGGGAUGUGUGAACGUGAGCGGAGCUGCAGCAUCAACGAGGACCUUGGCCUCGCCACAGCCUUCACCAUCGCCCACGAGAUCGGCCACACGUUUGGCAUGAACCAUGACGGAGUGGGAAACGGCUGCGGUUCCCGGGGGCAGGAGACAGCCAAGCUGAUGGCUGCCCACAUCACCAUGAAGACCAACCCCUUUGUGUGGUCGACGUGUAGCCGAGAUUACAUAACCAGCUUCCUGGACUCCGGAAUGGGACUAUGUCUAACCAACCCCCCGCCCAAGCAAGACUUUGUCUACCCGACGGUGGCACCAGGCCAGGCCUACGAUGCGGACGAGCAGUGCCGUUUUCAGUACGGAGUUAAAUCUCGCCAGUGUAAAUAUGGGGAAGUUUGCAAUGAGCUCUGGUGCCUUAGCAAGAGCAACCGCUGCAUCACCAACAGCAUCCCAGCUGCAGAAGGGACCAUCUGCCAAACGAACACCAUCGAGAAGGGGUGGUGCUACAAAAGGGAAUGUGUACCCUUUGGCACGAAGCCGGAAGGCGUGGAUGGAGCUUGGGGGGCCUGGACUUCUUGGGGAGAGUGCAGCCGGACAUGCGGAGGUGGCGUCUCUUCGUCCAUCCGCUACUGUGACAGUCCCCGACCAACCAUCGGAGGGAAAUACUGCCUUGGGGAAAGGAAGCGCUAUCGGUCUUGUAACACGGAUGACUGUCCUUCUGGCUCACAGGACUUCCGAGAGCUUCAGUGUGCUGAAUUUGACACUAUCCCUUUCCGAGGAAAAUACUAUACCUGGAAGACGUACCGUGGAGGGGGCGUCAAAUCCUGCUCACUCAACUGCCUGGCCGAAGGUUUCAACUUCUACACAGAACGUGCUGCUGCUGUGGUGGAUGGCACCCCCUGCCGCCAGGACUCGAAUGACAUCUGUGUGAGCGGAGAAUGUAAGCAUGUGGGCUGCGACCGCAUCCUGGGCUCCGACACAAAGGAGGACAAGUGCCGGGUGUGUGGGGGAGAUGGAAGCUCCUGUGAAACCAUUGAAGGGAUUUUCAACCAAUCGUUGCCGGAAGGAGGCUAUGAGGAGGUAAUAUGGAUCCCCAAAGGAUCAGUGCAUAUCGACAUCCGAGAACUCAACCUUUCUGUGAAUUACCUGGCUCUAAGAGGAGAAAGCAACGAAUACUUUAUCAACGGGAAGCUCUCAAUAGACCCUCCACGGCGAUUUGAUGUUGCCGGGACCACCUUCCACUACCGGCGCUCUCAGGAUGAGCCGGAGUCUCUGGAGGCCCUCGGUCCGACUAACAUCACCCUCGUCCUUAUGGUUCUCGUGCGAGAAGAAUUGCAAGGGAUUCGGUAUAAAUUCAAUGCUCCCAUCACUCGCAGCUCUGUGGCCCAGUACUUGUGGCAGUACGUCCCGUGGACAAAAUGUUCAGCUGUCUGUGCCGGAGGCAGUCAGGUCCAGUCAGUCGCAUGCAAGAAACAAGGGGACAGCUCUACAGUUCUGAACCAGUUUUGCAGUCCUGAAACCAAGCUACCAGAGAGGCAAAGACCAUGCAACACAGAACCAUGCCCGCCAGCAUGGGUGAUUGGGAACUGGACUGAAUGCAGCCGUAGCUGCAACCAGGGGGUGAGAACCCGAAGCGUGAUCUGCCAGCGGAAGGUCUCUUCCACCGAGAAGAAAACCCUGGAUGACUCCUUAUGCCCCCUGCCGCGCCCCCAUCUGCUGGAACCCUGCAACAAUCACACCUGCCCCCCGGAAUGGGCUGCUCUUGACUGGUCUGAGUGUACCCCGAAUUGCGGGCCAGGUUUCCGCCACAGGAUUGUGCUGUGCAAAAGCGGCGACCACACCUCGACCUUGCCGACCUCCCAGUGUCCUGAGAACUCCAAGCCCCCCACCAGCAUCCGGUGCAGCCUCCGGCGCUGCCCGCCCCCACGGUGGGUGACUGGCGAAUGGGGAGAGUGCUCAGGGAAGUGCGGCUUUGGCCAGCAGAGGCGAUCGGUCCAGUGCCUGUCUCACACUGGACAGCCGUCUAGAGAGUGCGUGGAGACUCGGAGGCCUGCAGCGACGCAGCAGUGCGAGAACAAGUGUGAUUCUGGACCCACUGAGAACCCGGAAUGCGAGGAUGAGUGCAGGCAUCGAGUUUAUAGCAUAGCGUGUGCUACACUAGGACAGCAGUCGGGGUGGAAUGUAAUAUGUGAUCGGGUCCAUGAGUUCUCGGCCAAUACCCCUGGCACAAUCCGGCAGGCCCAGGGAGGUAAACCCCCCCGUGCUUCCCAGUCGCGCUUCAGGGCUCCACAGGUCUUCUUGUGGAAGUUGACCAGUCCAGUCAGGGACCCACAAUCCACUGAAAUGACUAGUGGCCUCGGGGCCGCCACCUCAGGCUUCCCUCCGUUGGUAGCAGCCCCUAUCGCCGCUGUCAGUCGCCCCGGCCGCGCCCUCACUCGGCGCUCGCGUCGCGUGAUUGCGAAGGUCUCCAGCCGCUCGCCUGCCUCUGUACUCUCCCUCGUCCGGCCUCUCCGCUCGAUCUCUCCGCUCGUCCACCACACGCCGCUAGCUAUGUUGGGCGUGGGCGUCCCAGCUGCUCUGCUCCGUUCUCCACUCCACUCCACUCUCUCCGCCCGUCGGCCACUCCUCUCGCUGGCCGGCUUCACCCGGCUGGCGGCGCGGCUAGCACAGCCCAGCCCGGCGUCUCAGCUUCCUCCGCACUCGCUCCCAGGCCUCGCCUCGCCCCGCAAGCCGACAGCAGCUCCGGCAGCUCCACGGGACCCUCGGCACUCACACCAGUCUCUCCUGCUCCAGGAGUUCCAGCAUUCCUCUUCUUCUCCCCCUGCAGGGUGGGCCGAGCCUGGGAACGUGCCGGUGAGUGGCCCAAGGCCGCCCACCAAGCGCACCGAGACCGGCCUUCGUCUGGGGCGUCAUCGGCGGAGGAGGAGUUGGCGGGGAGCGGAGAAGCCCUCUGGCCGGGUUGGUGGCGGGCGGGCAGGCGGCGGUGCCAAAUCCGGGGGUGGGGGGUCGCGGGGGGGGGGUGUUGCGUUAUUGCGCGCCGCGCCUCCGGAGCCCCUCUCCGCGCCCCGCCGGGGGCAGCCCUCCUCGGGCGCCAACUCCACGCCCGCCGCCUUCGCCCUCCUCCUCCUCCUCCUCCUCCUCUCCUCCGCCCCGCUCGGAGAAAACUUUCCGCCCCGAGCGAGCGAGCGAGGCCAGCCGGGCGACCCGAGCGCCGCAGCCAAGGUAAGGCGCCCGCCGCCUGCGCCAAGGAAGCGCCCCGGCGAGGGCGCACGGUCCGGCCAAGGCGAGCCGUCUCCUCUCCCUCCGGCCGGCCGAUCCGGGGCAGGGCAAGGCCGGGCGCUCCCUCGGCCGGCAGCAGCGGCAGGGCCUUUCGCCCGCGGCGCCCCUUCCUCUGCAGCAGCCACCGCUCGCCCCGGGCCCGGCCGGGUUCUGGCUUCGCGCCUUGGCGCGGCGCCUCCGGGCAGCGGAGCGCGGCAUCUCCAGCCCUCCCCCGGCCAGCUUGCCGGAAAGGAGAAGCCCUCGGCGCGGGGCGCUGCAAGGGGAGCCGCCGAGGGAACGCCGGGCCGGGAAGCCCGGCAGACGGGAGCCGCUCAGGGGCCCAAGUUCAAGCCUCUCGCCCGGCCGAUGCGCGCCGCCCCGGCGGUGGCCUUUGCCUAG
Messenger RNA from Heteronotia binoei (common prickly gecko), 4269 nucleotides. Its product is annotated as A disintegrin and metalloproteinase with thrombospondin motifs 10-like. Gene Ontology annotation, cellular component: extracellular matrix. The coding region runs from base 1 to 4269 and encodes 1422 amino acids. Gene Ontology annotation, molecular function: metalloendopeptidase activity. The record is from RefSeq and is a predicted model, not a curated record. Gene Ontology annotation, biological process: proteolysis; extracellular matrix organization. Lineage: Eukaryota; Metazoa; Chordata; Lepidosauria; Squamata; Gekkonidae. The transcript is spliced from 24 exons.